CUGACGGUCAAUCAACAAGGAACUACUGUAACUACAAAAUGGUAGCGAUAAUAAUUCAAGGCUGCAAAUACGGUUUACUUAAACGAAACGGAAUAUCACGAAGCUAAGAAAAUUAAUGAAUUAAGCACCUAGUAAAAAAGGCUGAAACAAAAUGGCACAUAUAGAAAUUACCCAACGUAAAUCAAGUCUUAUAAAGGAGGCUAUCAUUCAGAUUGGUGCAGGUGGUUCUGCAGGCUUUGUAGAAGCUUGUAUAAUGCACCCCAUGGAUCUCAUUAAAACACGUUUCCAAUUGCAAGUUAAAAUGGGAACUCAAGAUGCUCUUUAUUAUACAGGAAUUAGAGAUUGUAUGAAUAAAAUGUAUAACAAUGAGGGAGUUGCAGCAUUUUGGAAAGGUAUAUUACCGCCAAUUAUCAUGGAAACUCCUAAAAGAGCUGUGAAAUUUUUCUCCUUUGAACAGUACAAGAAGUUUUUUAAUAAUCACACGUCACAGUCAAUGGCAUUCUUUUGUGCUGGAUUCUUAACAGGUGUAACAGAGGCAAUUUUAGUAAAUCCUUUUGAAGUAGUUAAAGUACAAAUGCAGUCUAAUCGCAAACAUAUCAAUGAUAGUCCAUCAACUAUUGCUGUUACUCGACAUAUUCUUUACAACCAAGGUUUUGGACUAAAUGGUCUUAAUAAAGGUUUAUCUGCUACAAUAAUGAGAAAUGCUGUUUUCAAUGCUUUUUAUUUCGGGAUUUAUCGUUCUAUUAUUCCUCGACUGAAUAAACAAAAAGAAUAUGUUCCAGAACUGUUUCUGAAGUUUGCUAUAGGUUUUAUAUCUGGGACAGUGGCAUCCUGUAUGAACAUACCUUUUGAUGUUGCUAAAAGUCGUAUUCAAGGUCCACAAGGAACAAUCCAGUAUAAGGGUACUCUGCAAACUAUUUACUUAGUUUAUCAAAAUGAAGGAUUUAGAGCCUUGUAUAAAGGAUUGUUACCAAAGAUCUUACGAUUAGGUCCAGGUGGUGCAAUUAUGCUUAUAGUUUAUGAUAAAAUGACAGCAUUUCUCAAUAUGCAGUUUGGUGAUUAAAAUAAAAUUUUACUCUACAGAGCAGAUUGGAUAAUGCAUUUCUUACAUUACCAAUGAAUU
This is a messenger RNA of Bombus pascuorum, 1123 nucleotides long. Its product is annotated as mitochondrial 2-oxodicarboxylate carrier-like. Gene Ontology annotation, biological process: transmembrane transport. The transcript has 7 exons. NCBI's taxonomy places the organism in Eukaryota, Metazoa, Arthropoda, Insecta, Hymenoptera, Apidae. The record is from RefSeq and is a predicted model, not a curated record. Bases 152 to 1063 code for a protein of 303 amino acids.